AGAAGAGCAGUUGGCUAACAGAAGUACACUGGGUUAUGUGGAUGACUUUAAGGAGGACCGGAGUAUGGACAUGCUUCUGACAGUCUUCACCUAAAUUCACAGAAACACUGACCAUUGAAGAGGAAGGAAUGCCACCUUUAGUUGGAGCUGAGUUGGUCCAGACACCUGUGCAGCUCUAUCGCUAUCUUCUCAGAUGCUGCAGACUGUUACCAACGACAGCAAUGCAGCAGCACUAUCGACACACUAUAAGACAGGGAUACAACAGUCACUCAGAUGAAGAUGACCCUGAGAGGAUACAGAUGAUAAUUCAAAGAGCGAUUGCCGAUGCCGACUGGAUCCUUAACAAAUAUAUCCAGAAGAAGUGAUGGGGGAAGUCUACAGGUGGGGGAUUUCUCAGACCCAUACCUGACAUAAGAUGUGUUUGUAGAGGCACUGAUUCCAGACGUAUUACUGCUGGUUUUAUGUACAGGUUAAGUGAUGUAAAUACUGAAGAAAGGACAGCAGUUUGUAGCUAUUUAAAACACUCUUCUGUCUAAUGUUAAAACCUGCAUAUACUUGGUUAGAGUGAAAUUGUAUGUUGUCAGAUAUGCUCUCUAUUCUUUUUUAUUAAAUGGAUUCUCUGUAAAUGCCA
Messenger RNA from Sphaeramia orbicularis (orbiculate cardinalfish), 631 nucleotides. RefSeq names its product LYR motif containing 9 (gene lyrm9). The transcript has 4 exons. Bases 129 to 365 code for a protein of 78 amino acids. NCBI's taxonomy places the organism in Eukaryota, Metazoa, Chordata, Actinopteri, Kurtiformes, Apogonidae. The record is from RefSeq and is a predicted model, not a curated record.